UUACCCAAGUUGGCAGCAUCACUCACUUUAAUAUUAGAAUUAAAAAUAAACAAAUACAAUGUUUACCAGGCGUUUAAUAGCUCGGCUAAGCCGCUUGAAUAGACGUUCUGCUACCGCUGCGGGCUACCACAACAAGUGCCAGAGUCAUCUGCCCACGGUAACGACGGCCUCUGAAAGUUUCAAUCAAAACAGUGGACCUCUGAACCGGCGGCUUUUUAGCAGCCAAAUCGAGACGGAGAGCGCCCUGGACACGGCCACCUACGAGCGCCUGUGCUCCGAGACCCUUGACGGCCUGUGCGACUACUUUGAGGAGCUGACCGAGAACGCCCCAGACCUCAUUGGCACUGACGUGGCCUAUGGCGAUGGUGUGCUUACAGUGAAUCUGGGCAAGAGCCACGGCACCUAUGUGAUCAAUCGCCAGACGCCCAACAAGCAAAUCUGGCUGAGCUCCCCCACCAGCGGCCCCAAGCGCUUCGAUUUCGUUGGCACACCCAAAGCCGGCAAAUGGAUAUACAAGCACACGGGCCAGUCGCUGCAUCAGUUGUUGCAGCUCGAAAUACCAACUAUUGUGAAGCCACAGACCGUGGACUUCAUGCGAUUGCCACACUGUAGUUAGAGUUAGAAAACUUGAUAGAAAACAGAGAGUCGAUCGUUUAAUGCUUUACAUUUUCGCUCACUUUAUUGGUUCGUUCUGCUAAAAUGGGGAUGUUUUAAAUUUAUAUUUUAUUACAAACAAAAAAUAUGCUGUAAACUUUGGACUGCA
This is a messenger RNA of Drosophila obscura, 763 nucleotides long. It is a transcript of the gene fh, whose product is annotated as frataxin homolog, mitochondrial. Gene Ontology annotation, molecular function: ferric iron binding; ferroxidase activity; ferrous iron binding. Gene Ontology annotation, cellular component: mitochondrion. Bases 59 to 616 code for a protein of 185 amino acids. The transcript is spliced from 2 exons. NCBI's taxonomy places the organism in Eukaryota, Metazoa, Arthropoda, Insecta, Diptera, Drosophilidae. Gene Ontology annotation, biological process: intracellular iron ion homeostasis; iron incorporation into metallo-sulfur cluster. The record is from RefSeq and is a predicted model, not a curated record.